GAAUGCAGCCUUAUGGGGGGGGGGCACAAGCCAGUGCAAAUUCUUCCAGAAGACUGGACCACUGCAGCCAAGGAAAGGAGACACGGAGACUUGGUGGUGGAACCCCAAAGUACAGGAAAUCAUACAAGGAAAAAGUCCAACAGAACCAGAAUCCAGCCUCCCUUCCUCGUGCUUCAUGGGACCAAUGACUUGGAAGAUCGAACAGGUGGUUAAAGAGGCUCAGAAGACUCACCUGGAUCCCAAGACUGGACCUCCUAACUGGCUGUUUGUACCCGAUUCCGGAUGCUCUGAUGUCCUUCAGUGGCCCCACAACUCCAAGCUCACCUGUCAUCCCGGCAUCACCCGAACCACCCAUUUCAUCCAGCACUUCUGGUGGCCCAGCCUAGUCAAAGACACCCGAGACUUUGUACUAGCCUAUUCCGUCUGUGCCCGAGACAUCACUGAAGAUCUUCGUACUGAGCAGCAGAAGCAAGAGCCCCCUCACAUUAAAGAUGAAGUGGAGGACGAAGAGGUCCACCACAUCAAAGGGGAAGAGGAGCCCAUUUCGAUUAAAAAAGAGGAGGAAGAAGCGCGGUCCCACAUCAAACAGGAAGAGGAGGCUAUCACCACAUUUCCAUCGACUGGUGUCCCUUUGAAGUGUGAAGAUGCAGGUCAAAGUGAGGAGAGCAGAGGGGCGGAGCCUCCAAGCAGUAGCGCAAGUCAACACAUGGCAACAGAAGGUGAUGGAGACCGCUGUGGAGGAUCACAAGCAGACGGACUCUUAGCUCCACUGUCAGAUAGUGACGACAUGACGUCACACUCUCCUCACACUGAAGAUGAUGAUAAACAGUCUGAAGGUGAUAGGACAUGUCACACUGACAACAAACAAUGGAAAUGUUCUCAUUGUGGGAAAACAUUUGCUUAUAAGAGCAUUAUGAAACAACAUGUGAGAACACACACUGGUGAGAAACCUUUUUCCUGCUCAGUUUGUGGUCAAAGAUUCUCUGAGAAGGGACAUUUACAAAUACACAAAAGAACCCACACUGGUGUGAAACCUUUUUCCUGCUCAGUUUGUGGUCAAAGAUUCACUCAGAAACAACACUUAAAAAGACACACAAGAACCCACACUGGUGUGAAACCUUUUUCCUGCUCAGUUUGUGGUCAAAGAUUCACUCAGAAACAACACUUAAAAAUACACACAAGAACCCACACUGGUGAGAAACCUUUUUCCUGCACAGUUUGUGGUCAAAGAUUCUCUGAAAAGGGACAUUUACAAAUACACACAAGAACCCACACUGGCGAGAAACCUUUUUCCUGCUCAGUUUGUGGUCAAAGAUUCUCUGUUAAGGGACACAUAAAAAUACACACAAGAACCCACACCGGUGAGAAACCUUUUUCCUGCUCAGUUUGUGGUCAAAGUUUCUCUGUGAAGGAAAGCUUAAAAAGACACACAAGAACGCACACUGGUGAGAAACCUUUUUCCUGCUCAGUUUGUGGUCAAAGAUUCACGCAUAAAGGAAGGUUACAAAGACACACAAGAACUCACACUGGUGAGAAACCUUUUUCUUGUUCAGAUUGUGGUCAAAGUUUCUCUGACAAGGGAAACUUAAAAAGACACACAAGAACCCACACUGGUGAGAAACCUUUUCCCUGCUCAGUUUGCGGUCAGAGAUUCUCUCGUAAGUCUCGGGUUAAGACACACAAGUGUGCUGGUGAGAAUAGCAGUGAUCAAGAUGCUUUUAAUGGAAAUGUUUAAUCUAAAAAGGAUUUACUGAAUGCAGAUUUUUGUAUCCCAGCUUUUACUGUAUCUUCUUCUUGUCCAUAUAUUUUCGAAAAGCCUCCCACGGGCAAAUGUUGAGAAUUAGCACUGAUGCCAAAAUACUUGAAAGGGACAAGUUAAUGGUGUGAACAUAGACACUUCUUCCAUAGUUCUGGACUCAUAAAUGAUAUCUGCAGGAGAAAAAAAGCCCUCCAAAAUAGAUUAAAUCAGAAUUUUAGAAUCCUAUACUGAUAAACUAUUUGAUUUUCAGCCAGAUUUUGGCCCGCCCAUAUUUUGUACAUGUCGGCCUGUUAAAGCCUGACGCCUCAUGUCCCGAAACUGCAGCUGAUCUGAUUUGAACUUAUCUGAUCCAUAAAAUAAAAUAAAAAAAGGGGGGAUUUAUUGUUGUAAUAUUUUCAGAGGUUGAAGCUGCCAAGAGUAAAGAUGUCCGCAUAAAUUGUUGACAGUUUUUGGACAUUAAGCCAUGUUUUUUUGGGGUUCAUGCAUGAGGCUUGCAAGGAUGUGGCACUCGCCCACCGUGUUGGUAUGAUUUUAAUGGUGACACCCUAAUAAAUUAGCAAUUUUUCAGCCCAUUCAAUUAGUGAUUGAACAUAAUUUUGUGGUACCAGCUGUUGUUCAUGUGGUGCAAUGAUAUAUGACAGCAAUGUAAGAUGUAAUACCAGCUUGAACAAAGCGGUGUUUGGAAACUCAAGCAAGCUGUUUUUUUGUUGUUGUUUUUUGUUAAAUGUAUUGUAGAAGUUAUGAUUUAUUUACUUAGCUUGCGUUAGUAUUAUAGACGAUUUUGAGAAAGGAAGAUAUCUCUCCUUCAAGAAGAUGACUCAGCAGGAAUCAUCUGAUGGAAGGGCGCCUUGACCAAGGACGUGGCAGGUGUUGGUCCCAUGUCUUCACCUUGAAACCCUCCCCUUAGUGUGUUGUAUCUUGUUGCUUAGUACGUUAUGUCUUGUAAAACCUUCCUAGUUCAAAUAAAUGCAGGAGCGACGGGAGAGAUUGUUUAGAGCGUGUUGAGAGACUGUGAUCUGAACAAUCUCCCAUACGCCCUCCUCAUGCGAAAAAGAAA
Molecule: messenger RNA, 2816 nt
Organism: Phyllopteryx taeniolatus (common seadragon)
Lineage: Eukaryota; Metazoa; Chordata; Actinopteri; Syngnathiformes; Syngnathidae
Product: gastrula zinc finger protein XlCGF57.1-like
Exons: 4
Coding region: 176-1735 (519 amino acids)
Biological process (GO): regulation of transcription by RNA polymerase II
Molecular function (GO): RNA polymerase II cis-regulatory region sequence-specific DNA binding; DNA-binding transcription factor activity
Source: RefSeq, a predicted model, not a curated record